This is a messenger RNA of Eucalyptus grandis, 1027 nucleotides long. Its product is annotated as thaumatin-like protein. The record is from RefSeq and is a predicted model, not a curated record. NCBI's taxonomy places the organism in Eukaryota, Viridiplantae, Streptophyta, Magnoliopsida, Myrtales, Myrtaceae. Gene Ontology annotation, cellular component: extracellular region. The transcript is spliced from 2 exons. Bases 41 to 784 code for a protein of 247 amino acids. Gene Ontology annotation, biological process: defense response.
CCUCUAUAGCUCCUCUUCUUCUGCGUUCUUACUAGCAGAUAUGCCGAGUUCAACUUGUUUCGCUCUGCUCCUCCUCUCUUGGCUGACUCUCUCCUGCAUUUUUACUGACGCCGUGCAACAACUCAUAAUGGUAAACAACUGCAACCAAACCGUCUGGCCAGCGACUCUCGGCGGCGCCGGCCACAUGACCCCACAUGACGGUGGCUUCCGCCUUGACGUCGGUGAAGAAUCCAUCGUUGAUGUCCCCGAGCUGUGGUCCGGCAGAGUCUGGGCCCGGCAGGGCUGCACCUUCAACAAGCACGGCAAGGGUGCCUGCAGCACGGGCAGCUGUGGCGGGACCCUCCACUGCCUCGGCAGGAGCGGCGAGCCGCCUGCGACAGUGGUGGAGAUGACGCUGGGCACGAGUUUGUCACCGCUCCACUUCUAUGACGUGAGCCUCGUGGAUGGGUUCAACCUGCCGGUGUCAAUGAGGCCGGUGGGGGGCAGUGGAGGGUGCGGGGUGGCGGCUUGCGAUGCGGACCUGAACGGGCUGUGCCCGGGGGCGCUGGAGGUGAGGAGGGAGGGGAGGGUGGUGGGGUGCAAGAGCGCGUGCUUGGCGAUGGGAUCGGCCAAGUAUUGCUGCACGGGCAGGUUCGGGAGUCCGAGGAACUGCAAACCGACGUUGUUCGCGAAUCUGUUCAAGGCGGUGUGUCCCAAUGCAUAUAGUUAUGCAUUCGACGAUGUUAAGAGCUUGAACAAGUGUAGGGCGUCGAGGUACGUCAUCACCUUUUGUCCUCCUCAGUGAAGUGAAGAAGAUGAAGAUGAAGAUGAAGAAGAAAGAAGAGAGAAGAGAGACUAUAUGACCGUUUGUUCAGGCUUUUUGUUUCUCUCGUCUGUUUGAGUGAUCUUUACGCCUUUUUUAUGGUCAAAUUUUGUGAAUAUCGUACUUUAUUUUGCAAAGAUAAGUGACAGUUCCAGUCUCAUUAGACUAUUGUACUAUAUUACUUUUCAUAAUUGCAAUGGCUGGGAGAAUAUGGACCUUCAGUUA